Naegleria fowleri is the source of this 8733-nucleotide messenger RNA. RefSeq lists its product as uncharacterized. The transcript has 2 exons. Gene Ontology annotation, biological process: regulation of GTPase activity. The record is from RefSeq and is a predicted model, not a curated record. NCBI's taxonomy places the organism in Eukaryota, Heterolobosea, Eutetramitea, Acrasida, Naegleriidae. Bases 1 to 8733 code for a protein of 2910 amino acids.
AUGGACACUCUCAUUGAUGGACUUGUGGAUCGAGUAUCCAAAUUGCUACCUUUCAAUUCUCGUUCCACAACGAAUACAAUGGGAGAUCUACGCCAAACAGCAACCUCUCUCAUCAAACUCUCCAAUUAUCAAUUGGAUGCUGUUGUCGGCGGUCUCAUUCACAUUAAUACAGCACUCGAAAAGAACUAUCAUAAUGUCAUGACGUCCCCAGAGGCACUUGCUUCGAUGGGACUCAAUUUGCCAGGAUUCACAGGCUCUGCAUCAUCAUCAGACAAUGGUAAAGCCUCUCUCAAUGAUUUUACAUCAGGCAGCAACACAUCCAACACCACCCCCACAGCAACUCCAACAGCCUCACGAUUGAAUUUAUUGGACGGACUCAAAACAGCUGUGACCGAUAAACUCGGAGGUGGCGACAAAAUUUCGGGCAGUGGUUCCACAGGUGCAAAUUCUUCCUCCACUUAUCCCAACAAUAGCAACACGAUGAUGAGUUCCUCUUCCCUCAUGAACAACUCAAUCUCUUCCACUGCAAGUUCCGCCUCUACUUCCCAAAUACCUCCCGAAGCUCUCCACGCAAUGGAAGAAGAAGUCUACGAACGUUUCGUUCGUUCCAAAAUCAUUAUUUUUCAACUUUUUUUAAAAACCUUGAGUGCCGCCAUCAAAUACGAUCGUUUGGAUCUACGAUUCGAUGAUGAUCACUUGCUCAUGAUUGAGGCAGAUUCCUCCAAUGUGGAGGCUUCUUCUUCCUCUGGCUCGAAUGCCCCUACCUCCUCGUUUGAGGCCACGAUAGGUAACAGUGCAGGGUUUGGAGAAGACUUGGAUUGUGGAAGCAGCACUAUUGCGACCACCCUGACCGAUCUCAAUGUCGGAAUGGACGAUUCGGCCACAACCUCUGAAGAAGAAUUGAUUCCACCUGCUGGUUUCAAAGAAGAUGAAAUUCCAAGAUUGAAUAAUGACUUUUCAGAGACUCUUUUAACGCAAAUUAUGGAAACCUUGUUUAAUUUGAAGAGUCUUGCAUCGAGUGGUGGUGGAAGUGGUGUCGGAGGAAUUUUGAAUGCCAAUACCAAUACUGCCAAUGAUGAAUCCUCCAAAACCAAAGGACCUAAUCAAUAUUUGAAGCAUUUGGCUGCUCGUGUCCUCUUCAAAUUGUCAGUUGUAAAUUUUGAUGUCGUAUUCGUGAGAAUUGAGGACUUCUUUAAAAAGAUGAAAUCCGAUGAGGUCGACGAAAGAAUUUAUCAAAUGAUUGAAUACAUCAAUUUUGAUGCUGCUAAAUUGACAAGAUUAAUUGCACUCUUGAAUGAAGUUCAAGCUAAAUUGAAACAGAAGGCCUUUGUUGCUCUUGCUGCUCCGUUGAGACAAGCCAUUUGGAAUUGGAUCACAAAUUAUCCUCAUCAAUUUAUUUCAAAUUGUCAGAAAAAGACUGAAUUACCUGGAGGUCCACAAAAACUCUUUAAUGUGAUUGCAGAGAGAAAAUUGAAAAAGCAAAUUCCACACAUAUGGCCACUUCAAGCCAUGAUUCUCUUGUUGUGUCCAGAAGUUUUUGCCAAUACCAUUAUGGCAGUGAAACAAGGCGACAAACCAAAAGCAACUGAAAAGAAGGAACACAAAUUCUUGGAAAAAAUCUUGAAGGCACUCAAAGAAAAGAAUACCAAACGUGAUGUCAAUUCAGAUACUGCUGUUGUGUGUUUCGUUGAUUAUUAUAAGGCCAGUACCUAUUUGAAGAGUAGAGAUUUGACAGCAUUCCGUUUCUUGAAUAGUGAAGUGCAAAAUGCUCUGCAUGAACGUUUGAUGAAUGUCGAUAACCCAGUUCGUCGUUACGGUACCGAAGAAGUGGAUGUCAAAUUGAUGGUCGACUUUUUCGUUUCUGCCUACAGAAUCAAUCAACGACAUGUGACAAGUUACAUUUUCCCUCAUUGCUUCAAGUCAAAGAAUACUGUUUUCAAGUUGGCUUUGGCUAAAGCAAUGCUCAAAUUGGCCCGAAAGAAUUCUACUUCUCUCAAGUGGCAUCCAACUCUCGCUCAUAGCUACAAACAUAUUGCCAAGUUCGUUCGUACCAUGUUCCAAGAAUUACUUCAACAAGAAAGUCUUUUGUAUAAUAAGCGUUCGCAAGUUUCACAACCAUCCUCCAAUUCUAGUUCACAAACACCACCCUCAACUGAGACUUUAUUGGCUUGCUUGGCUGUGUUCUAUGCUGAGCCUCGUCUAGUUUUAGAAAACACAAGUGACAAUAUUGCUGGUCACAUUAACGAAAUUUUAUACUUCUUUGUUGGUUUGGUGAAUUGCUUGGAAGGUGUCUCAAAUUAUCAAGUUCAGGCUCAAGCUUACAAAUUGCUUCAAAAAUUGUUCCAACCACACUACAUUAUGCAAUGGUGUCCACAGGAUAUUGCAACAGGUUUUAUUGACUUGAGCUCUUCAGUUAUUUCUAGAUUAUGCUUUAUCUUAUUCCAAGAUAAGGAAUCACAAGGACAAAAUGUCACUACAAUUUUGGAAUUGGUCAAAGAUGUUUGUACUGCAUCGAACAAGUUCUUAAGCUUACACAAGGACAAGAUCACUGAACAAAACCUUGCAAGCAGAAAACGUACUCAAAUGUGGGAAUCUGCCGAGUCCACAUUACUAGUUCUUUUGUGCUCUACUGAUCCUGAUAUUUGGACAACUGCUGCAAGCGUUUUCGGAGAUUUGUGUGACAUGAUCGACAUUUUGGAGAAUAAGGAGACUCACAAUGGUAUUGCUCAAAAUUAUCAACUCUAUCGUAAGAUUUCGAAAUUGGAUGAAUUGGGUAAAACAAGAAACCAUCAACAGAAAUCAAUUCGUCGUCUCUUACGUCGUGUCGAGCUGCAAACCAAGGCAAACUUGGCUGCAUUUAUUGAAAUGUACUCUAGAUGGAAGGAUUUCACCAAGACCCUCGAGGAAGGAUCCAUCCGGAACAAGGAAAUGAUCGAUGACGCACGUCUUGUUGAACACACUCGUUUGAAGAAUUUGUGGAAAAACUAUACUGCAUUUUUGUGUUCGAUGGGUGGUGUCUGCUUACAAUCAAGCGAAAGCUUGUUGACUCCUCAACAACAACAACAACAGCAACAACAAAACCCUCAAUCUGCACAAGAUCAAGAAAACGAUGGUUCUCUCUCAGCCAGAGGUGCUAGAGCUGGAACUGCUCUGAAAAAGGAAAAGAAGGACUUCUCCAUGAAAGAUGACCUCAUUAGAAAUUUGAUGAGAUUGGUGAUCAGUGAUGUACCACUGAUUCGUGACAAUGUUGCACAAACGAUUGGUACCGAAUUGGCUCCAUCACUUUAUGGUGUCUUGUUCCAAAAUUUGCAUAGUUAUGUCUCUGGAUGUUUCGAAGAGGGAGCAUCCAUUGUUAAAGUGUCGGCAACAUCUACAUUAUUCGUGGAAAAGGCCAUCCAUAUUGUUCGUUCUGUUUUGGAACAAGCUCAGGAAAACUCUGAAGAUUUGGCUAUGGCAAAGUUCGAGACUUUGAUUUUGAGCUUUAUUAGAUAUUGUUCUCAACUUGUUCUCAACAAGGAUUACAAUGUGAUCAAAUGUAAAUUAUGUAUUCUCAUUGAACUCAUGAUGAAGAGAAAGGAGUAUAUUACAUUCAACAAUGAGAUCAUGUUCAGAUUUGAAUCAUUGAGACAUAUUAGUGAAUGGAUGAGUGAAUUCGUCAACAAGACAGCCGUUAAUAGCACAACAUCUGUUGUUGAACUAGAUUUCCCUAAUCUUGAUGCUCUAUGUAUGAAGGCAAUUUCUGCAGUGCUUAAGGAUUUGAGCUUUACCAAGGUUCGAGACAAACAAUCGUCAGGAAACAGCUCUGAAAAGAAUGAAGAUAUGAAUAAGCGUGAAUUUAUCAAGUACUUCUCUUUCCUUUCGAGAUAUUUGACUCGAUCCAAGACCGAUAAGGAUGCUCAUCCUCAACUCAGAGAAUACACCAUUCUCUCACUUGGAAAUCUUCUCGAGUCUAACAUUAACUAUGGUCUUGAACAAUUCAUGAAAAUGACCUACAUUGAAGAUCAAGAAACUCGAUCUGCUUUCUUGAGUGUUUUGACUCGUGUCAUGAAGCAAGGUAUUCAGUUGGACGAGGAACAAAGUGCCGAAACUGUCAAGAAAUAUGACAAACUUCUUAACAUUUUGCUUGACAGUCCUCACUUGGAUUUGGUCUUCUUGAUGCUGUCAAGUGUUUCAGUGAGUGAAAUGGAUGACUUGUGUAAGGCUCUCAUUCGAUUAUUUGCUGAAAGAGGUAAAGCCCUCGAUCUUCUCAAGAAGUUGAUCGACAAGGAAAUUGAAGCCACCACAUCGGUUUCGACUCUUUUCAGAGCUAACAGCUCUGCUUCUAAAAUGUUAACCGCAUACUGCAACACAGUUGCUGCAUCAUACAUGGUUGAAACUAUCUCUGAACUUGUUAAAAAGAUUGUUUCUGAUCCAGUCUGUUUCGAAAUUGAUGACACAAAAUCACUCAAGGAAGGAGAAACAAUUGAAAAGAACGCUGCACAUCUUGCAUCAACAGCUCAAGAAUUUUUGGAACGCAUCUUCUCAUCUAUUGAUGCCAUGCCAUCCCAAGUUCGUUAUAUUUGCAAUUAUCUUGCCCAAUCUGUGAACAACAAAUAUCCUCCACAAAAAGGCGAGGAGGAUAAGCACUCUGCCAAACAUGUGAUUGUAGGCGGUUUGUUGUUCCUUCGUUUCUUGAACCCUGCGAUUGUGUCUCCAAAGAACUCUGGUAUGGUUGAUCAAACUCCAAGUCCUGAUGCCUCGAGAUUCCUCCUACUUGUGACUAAAUUAUUGCAAAACGUUGCUAACGGUGUUAAAUUUGAGAGAAAGCAAGGUGGCGCAGCAUCAGAUAACAAAACAAUCAAGGAAGGCUACAUGGUCAGAAUGGAUGACUUUGUUGUCAAGAAUCUCGAGAGAGCUCGUAAAUUCUUCGAUUCAGUUUCAGCUGCAGUACCAUCUGAUUUCAAGGAAACAGAACACAUUCUCGAGGAUGAACUUCGUGAAGAGAACUUUAUUUGUGUUCACAGAUUCCUCUUCAAUAAUAUGGAAAAGAUGCAACAACGAUUGGUACAAUUGCAAAGAUCAGGCUCAAAUAAUCUUCCUCAAAAGUCCAUCAAAAAAUCAAUUGAAGAAUCUAUGGAUGCUCUUGCAGUCUCACCUGUGACAGAUCCAAAGAAAGUUUCAGAACAUAUGGAACGCUUGCAAGCUGUACUUACUGAGCUCGGUAAACCUCCAGAAAAGGAACAAAAGAAAGCAACAGUUGCUGCAGCAUCUGAAGAGUUUAGUACAGGACAUUUGUUGCAACUCUUCAGUGACAACAAGGACAAGGAUCUUACUCAAAUCGAAGAACGUAGGAUCUUUUACAAGUCUGGACAAAGCAAGGAGCAACGACCAGUCUUCUACUUUAUUCUCCAAAACUUGGGCGCUCAUUUUGCAGAACAAAGUUCUGGAGACAAGGAAGAUGAGAAAGUCAUGUACCACGUAUUCAAGACCCUCUUGACUGCUUGGACAAAACCCUAUGAAAUUGUGGUAGAUGUCACUGGUUUGCGUGAAGAGACUGGACUCCAACCUGGUCACAUUGUGAACUUCUUCAAAACAUUACCUCCUGGCGCAAGAAAGAAUUGUGCUCGUGUCAUCUUGUUCAAUCCAAAUUCAUACCUCAAGACGCAUCUUUCUCAAAAGUUCUCAUAUGUUAAGAGAAAGGCCAUCAAGAAGAAGCUCUCGUUCUGCAUCUCGAUCCGUGAAUUGGAAGAAUUUAUUGAAAGGAAGAAUAUCGAUUUACCUCAAUCCACAUUAGAUUAUGAACGUGAUGUUGAAUCAACUUUUGCUCCUGCAUGGAUUUUGUCUCAACGUGGAGAGAGAAAGGAAGCUAUCAUCAAAGUUUCCAAGAAGUAUUUGUGUGUCAUCACCUUGGAAGACUCUAUUCUCAAUCAUGACACAAAGAAGAUUGACUUUAUUGAGUUAUUGUCCAUUUCUCAUGCCACAAUUUCCACAAGUGGCAACAGUGAACAUGUCUCUGUUGAAUAUGGAGGAAAUAACAAGAUCAUGUUGAAGGCUGAAAAGAAUGAUCUCCUUCUCAUGAAUAUUAGAAACUCCAUUUUCAGACAAAAGAGUGAAGCAUCAUUGGAUGACAGAGUCGGAAGAGAACGUGCUGAAGGUAUUCGUCAACAAGAUAUUCCAGGAUCAUUAUUGAACAUGUGUUUCCUCAACUUGGAGUCCAAAUUCCCUCGAACAAGAACAGAGGCUUACAAUUUAUUGGCUGCUCUUGCUGAACAAUUCGAAUUCCCUGUCACAUUAAUGGAAACAGACUUGAUUUGUGUUCCUCACAACACUGGAGACUUGGUGGUUCACUUGUCUGAACAAGUCAGUAAGGCCAAGCCAAUGUUGACCACUCAAUUCCUUCGAGAAGCUUUGCGUGGAUUCAACAAGAUCAGUUUACCAUACAAGUACUUGUGCUUGAAAUACAUGAAGCCAUGGAUUAAGAACUUGUCCGUUAUUUUCGCUCAAGCCAAUGAUGUCAAACAACAGCAACAACAACAACCAAUGAGUUCCGAUAUUAAGGGUGGUUCAUCAUAUGAUAUCGGAGUGUUGAAUGGUUCCCUCAUGACUUCCUAUGAAGCUCAAGUUCAAAUUGAUAGAACCAAUGAAUGGUUCCCAGAUUUGGUCAAGUCCACCAUUGACUUCCAAGAUAUUUAUCCUGCUGUAUUGUCUGAAAUUUGGGGAGAAUUGUCAAAAGAUGGAGCUCUUGUUGACAUUUCAAUGAGAUGUAUUUUAAAUGCUGCUCAUGAAGCAGGACCAAAAUCAUCCAAGAAGUUUGACAUUUUGAAUGACUUGGUAAUUACAUUGGCAUCUGGUGGACAUGCUCCAAUCGUUGUCAACAUGAUUGUUGAGCAAAUGAUGAAUGUUAUAGAUACAGAAAUUCGUGAAGUGAGUGACAAUCUUGAAGAGAGUCCAGGAUGGGCAAAGGCAAUUAUUUAUUCAAGAUUCUUGCUCAUGUUGAGUUUCCAAAACAGAAUUUCAGUCUUGGAGAAUUUACCAACAUUGAUUUAUAUCAUUUCCAUGAUGAUCGGAAGAGGAAACAUGUUCCUUCGUUCGACAAUUCGUGCUCUAACCAUCAACGUUGUUCACUCGUUAGCCACCAGUCUUUCAUUCACCAACGAACACAAGAAGAUUAUGCAACAACAUUUGAAUAAUCUUGUUUCUGAUAAAUUCCAAAUCAUGUUCAUGGGAACAGAUGCUGCUCGUGACAUUGAUCCAUUCGUGUCCUUUGAAGAAGGAAGCAGCGUCACCACAUCUUCUAAAAAGGAGAAACCAUUGAAGAUUUCUCCAAUUACCAUGUGGGAUUUAGAAACUUUGACCCACUUCUUCUAUGAAGUCACCAAGACUUGUUACUUGGUAGAUCCAGAAUUACAAAAAGGAUGGCACAAGGAACUCGUUCAAUUAUGUCGUUCACAAGCUACCAAAGCAAGUCCAGUUUUCCUUCCUCGAUUGUUGACCAUGUAUGGAGUCCUUGUAAAACCAGGAGAAGAAACUCAAGAAACACUUCCAUUUGUUCUUGAUCGAGUUGUUGAGAGCUUCUCCUCCCUCACCGAUAACACUGUCACAACCACCACUCCAUCCUCAUUCCGUAAUGACUAUCGAGUUGCUUCUCUUCUUUGUCUGGGUCAGUACAGUUACAAGAUUUCACCUGAUGAACCAAUCAUGAAGCAAUUAUUUGCCAUUCCAAUUGUACUUCUCGGUUUGAGUGACGAGUUUUUAUUCCCAGCAGUGGUCCAUUUGUUGGAUUGCGUGUUGAAUGCUGUUGCAGCUAGUCCUCAAUUCCAACAAUGUGCAUCUAUUGAGGAAUAUUUCAAUACCUAUUGUCGUGUUCAGGGAUCUUUGAUUGAUAAUCUCAUUACCAAAUUUGAAGUCACUUGUGGAGUCAGCUUCCGUACUCACUUCUCUUUUGCAUUGAGCUGUCUCUUAUUACGUGGUCUCACCAAUCAACAAACCAAAUCAGUCACCAGUAAUAUGUGUGCAACCAUUAUUUCAAUUUCUGCUCGUUUACAAAAUAAUAGAUUGUUAAUGACUGGUGAGAUGGAUGAAGAUUCUAUGAUGAGCACCAUUGAUAAUCCACAAUUGCAAAGUUCUUCUCAAUCUGACAUGUCCAAUGCUUCCACUCCAACCACUGCUGGCUCUUCCACAUUGUCACCAAUUUCUUCCAAGCCAAUGAGUGAUUCCUCUAUCAAGUUCUACUUCUCCAUGUUAGGUUUUAUUGCUGCUCUCAUUCCAAGUGACUAUGAAAAAUUGAAUUCUCUCAUUGGUGUGAAUCGUCUCUUCGCCAACGAAAAGAUUUUCACAUCUGCAAGCUAUACUGCACUUCUCUUUGCAAGAUAUUUGGUCACUGUAGUACAAAAUGUUGACAUGGAUACUGAGAGAAUUGCAAUUUAUUCACUCUUGCAAGAUGCCUUCCAAAAAUUACCUUCAGUGUUCAUUCCAGUUUAUCCAGAUAUCAUGCCACACAUGAUCAAUGUAUAUAAUAAGGCCAACAUUACACGUAUUGCAGAAGUAUCACUCACGUUGAUUGACACCAUGAUGCAACAAACAGAUCAAAAGAGCUUCAAACCAAAUCCAUCGUCAAAUUAUGAUGAAAUUUUAGCAAAGGCAGGAUUUGGAGGUUUGUUCCGAUUGGGAUCUUUCAAGAUUGCGACCGAUAAGACACGACAUGACAUGAGCGUUUUGCUAGUUGGAUUUUUAAAUGAUAUUUGCAAAAAGUAA